Messenger RNA from Lycium ferocissimum, 1530 nucleotides. RefSeq names its product protein terminal ear1-like. The transcript is spliced from 4 exons. Bases 376 to 1239 code for a protein of 287 amino acids. Gene Ontology annotation, molecular function: RNA binding. The record is from RefSeq and is a predicted model, not a curated record. Lineage: Eukaryota; Viridiplantae; Streptophyta; Magnoliopsida; Solanales; Solanaceae.
UCAUAUUCUUUACUUAUAUUUUUACAAUAUUAAAUUAAAUUACUUACAAUAAAAAUACUAAAUACUAUUUAAAUAAUCAGAAUCCGGGAAAGAACUCCCGCAUCAUAUUCUUUAUUCUAAAAAAAAAGUUAGAAAGAGGGUCCUAAAUUCCUUUUGCUUGUGUGCUGCUAUAAAAAGGCCCUUUGGCUGCCAACAAUGCAGUGAAUCACCACUUCUUUAGAUUUCUUCCUUCCACUAUCACUAUCUCUGUUGCCCUUUUUUGUCUGUCUCUUUCAUUCUCUUGUCCAAAUUUCUCUCUUUUUCAUACUACUAUUUUAAAAAAAAAAAAAAAACACUUGUUCAAAAUCACUACAACAACUUUAACAUAGUACUACCAUGUCUGUUCGAAGGAGUUUGUUGAACCCUCAAGCACCCGAAUAUACCCCUAUCUCGCACGUCUCAAACACUGCCUUUCAUCCACCUUCACCGCCUAGGGAGAAUGUGACAGGUGGCCCUCGGAAUAUUCCUACGAAGUUGGUCAAAGCACGAGAAAGCGUCUCUAGACCUCGUACUCCUCCUAGGUUGAGAAAAGGAAAGGGCCGAGGUUUUUUUAAUGGGAACAGAGGUGUGUUUGGAAGAGGAAGUUGUAGUUCAAAUGAGGGUUUAGUUUGUCGGAGAAUGGAAAAUGAUGAUCAGAGGCGUAAUGUUUGUUAUAGGAAUUGGUCAAGGAACAAUGGGUUGAAGAAACAUGAUGUGAUACCUCUGAGCUGGUCACGAAAAAAUAAUACUACUGUCAUGAUAAAAAAUAUCCCAUAUGACUAUAACCGUGAAAUGUUGAUGCAAUUUCUGGAUGAGUACUGCUCAGUGGAAAAUCAAAAGGCGACAGAUUCAAAGGGAGAAAACAUUGUCUCUGCUUAUGAUUUCUUGUAUUUGCCUAUGGAUUUCAAAAGCAAGAGAGGCAAAGGAUAUGCUUUUGUGAACUUCACCGAUCACAGAACUGUGUGGAAAUUCUUUUGUGCUUUUAAUGACAAACUAAACGUGUUUCCAGGAUCUUAUAGGAGGGUUAAGAUUGUCACUGCAAAGUUCCAGGGAAAAGAGGCUUUGGUGCACCGAUUCAAGGAAACAAGGUUUGAGUGUGAAUCAGAAGGUUUUUUGCCAGUUUGGUUUAGUCCUUCAAGGGAUGGCUCUGGGGAAUCGGUGCAAAUGAUUACCGUAGGAAAAUGCAAAGCUACUCCAUCCUGCUCAUCAUUAUCUCGAUAAAUCAGAAAUCAGCAACCAGUUUUAGGUCAUAAAUGCCUUUACUAGUUAAGUUCAGUGUAGUCUGCUCCGGUAUUUUCAAAGUUGAAGUAUUCUCUCUCUCUCUCUCUCUUUACAAAUUAAAACCUAACUUCAGGUAGCUAUCUAGGGUUCAUAUUAGCUUUGUGGGGCGGAGAAAUUGAGGGUGGAUAUUGGCACCGGAAAAUCUCCUCAUCCGAUCCAUACAUUGAAUAGCAGGUGAUGGGGUCCACCUUUGCUGUUGUUGUAUGACGUUGUAAUGUUUCGUUUACGGAA